GUCGGAGCAAACCGUCUCCAUCCCAUCGUGCAUUCUUGCUUCCAUUGACCUAGAUUGACGGCGCAUGCUUCCCCACCCAAGCAUGUCAAUUUCACCGCUCUGCUAGGGGCUGUUGUUUUUCACCUUUCCCUUCAGCCUUAUUUCAUCGUGAUCGUCCACCAUGUCCUCCACACCCCAGCUAGCGCAAUCCCCCGGUUUCGCGGAGCAGGUCAUUGUGGUCCCCAUCAAUCGGUCCUUCACUGAUGGGAGUGACUCUACCUGGCCAAAGGAUCCCAAGUAUGGGAUGCCGGAUGACAGUUUUUAUCGGGAGAAGCUGGCAAAAUUAUGGCUGCAGAAAACUGGGGCGUAUGAACCCGGCAUGCAAUAUAUACUGGACAGUCUACCAGAAGGCUAUGCACUUCUUGAUAGACCGCGUAUGUCAAAACCUGACAUUCGUGACAAAUUCGUCUGGGGACACCCGCUCGGACAAUACUUCUUUUCUCCUAUCCAGUUCUUUCCUCAUUUCUACUUUCUUAUGACCGGAGGGACAACUCCCUGUCCAUGUGCUCUCUGUGAGAAAAUGACAAAUCUUUCAAAAGAGGGACGGAAAAAACCUGGGCGACCUAUAGGAAGCCAUGUGGUCAACGGGCAUUUGGUGAGACCCGAUGGUACGAUUGGACCGGCGGUUAAAACUGCAAGAACCCCAGGAAAACCUGGACGGCCGCCUGGGCGACCAGGUAGACCGUCGAGCGCAAUAGGAGAAAAUCCACCUGGAAGGCGUCCAGGGAGGCCGUCAGCCAGGCUCUCAUCGAUGACAGUGCGUCCGAUGGCCGUUGACAAUGAAGGGACCCCUGACGUAUUCAAGACAGCAAUCAUAGAGCUCAAGCAGCAAGGUAGCUUGGACAAAGCGAUAACCGAGACCGAGAGCAUGGACUGGCGGGCCGAGCGAACGAAACUCGCCGAAUUCAUCGAGGGACUUAGCAUGCAGCCCGCCUACCUCCCUCGAAUCGGCGAGGUUGUGCUCUGGACGUCCGACUUUGAGGGCGAGCUGGCUUGGAACUCCGAAAUGGGGUGCCUUCAGAUUUACUCUCCCGCUGUAAAGCAAUGGCUGGGAACUCCGGAAUGGCGCGCGGGCAUCAUUGGCCAGGUUCCCGAGGAGGAUACGGUACUCCAAGACCUCCAUAGCACGACACGCAAGGAUUCGGGCGUGAACUAUUCAGGAUUCCGCGUGGAAACGUUUCCAGACCCCCACAGUAUCGACAAAAGCUACUCACUACACUACAAAUACGUCCCUCUAAAAUGCAUCAAGCCAUUCAACUCCUACGAGAUGUUCCUGCAAGGCACAUCGCGCAACGCUCUCCACCCCUCCAUCGAAUACGCCAUGACCACCAUGUCCUCGUUCAGCCUGCUCGACAAAUACCACUUCAAAGGCACCUGGCCCGACGGGGCGAUCUACAGCCGGGGAAUCUUCCUGGGCGCCGAGUUGCUUGUCGUCGGGGACGUCGUCCGCCUGAAACCCAAAGACCCCCAGAAGCCUGUCACCGACGUCAUGGUCAUCGACGAGAUCCGCCUCGAGCUCAAACAGUGCGACGACGACCUCAAAUCCCCGCACCUCGCCGAGCGCAUCCAAGUCCGCGUCCGCGGGAAGGUCUACACCAACAACGCCGACCGCGGCCACUACACCCGCCGCCAUUUCUUCCAAGACAACCCCAACCCCAUGGACCCGGACGAAGUCGUCGACGCCUUCCAGUACAUCGGCAUGUCCGGCUACGGCGACUGGUACCGCGUCUUCACCACCCCGGGCCACGGCUUCGACCCCUCGCAGACCUACGACGUCUCACAGGACAUGAUCCUCGGCCGCUGCUACGAGCCCGACGCCAUGCAGCUGCUCUUCGCCAGCCUCUCCCUCGGCCUCGACCUGCACGGCGUGCUGCGCGGCCGCGCCUACUCCCGCCAAACCGACGACCGCAUCCACCCCGGCCGCGACUGGUUCUGGGGCGACUUCCGCACGCAGACCCUCGCCCUCGACUCCCUCAACGGCGAAGACGUCGGCCACUACAGCGACGCCCGCAACAUGAAGAUGUGGCACGCCAACCUGUGCAUCAUCGACGGCACCGCGGGGCCCAAGGACUACCAAGACGCCAAGAUCCCCGGCGAAGUCGGCCGGCCCGCCACGAAGUCGCGGUCCAGCUUCGCGGAGGUCGGCAAGCUCAGUAAGCUGGUCAGCACGGGGUUGGGGGCCGGCGACACGAGCAAUAAUGUCAGCUCGGCGGAGGAGGAACCCGUGCUUCCGGGUAUAGAGGGCGGGGACGAAUUGAUGGAUGACGAAACGUCCGAACCAGAGGAGGUCUUUACGAUCCCCUAUGGGGAACUCCGGGGUGGGACUGAGGAGUCUGAGGGCGGUGAUUAUAGGCCCGGUCGUUGAUAAAUAGAUAUGGAUAGGGUGGGAUGGGCAAGUUUGCUAUUUAAUUCGUGGAGCAUUUUAAAUACAG
This is a messenger RNA of Aspergillus steynii IBT 23096, 2471 nucleotides long. RefSeq lists its product as uncharacterized. The record is from RefSeq and is a predicted model, not a curated record. Gene Ontology annotation, biological process: silent mating-type cassette heterochromatin formation. NCBI's taxonomy places the organism in Eukaryota, Fungi, Ascomycota, Eurotiomycetes, Eurotiales, Aspergillaceae. Gene Ontology annotation, cellular component: rDNA heterochromatin; SHREC complex. The coding region runs from base 161 to 2404 and encodes 747 amino acids. The transcript has 4 exons.